This is a messenger RNA of Penicillium canariense, 1197 nucleotides long. Its product is annotated as BSD domain-containing protein. The record is from RefSeq and is a predicted model, not a curated record. Gene Ontology annotation, cellular component: cytoplasm. NCBI's taxonomy places the organism in Eukaryota, Fungi, Ascomycota, Eurotiomycetes, Eurotiales, Aspergillaceae. The coding region runs from base 1 to 1197 and encodes 398 amino acids. The transcript is spliced from 2 exons.
AUGGAUUUCGCGUACGACCAUAUACAGGAAGAGAUCCUCACCUCGAACAAGGACGAGGCUUCUUCUGAAUCGAAUAAUGAGAGGUCCAACAGCAACCUCAACACCGAGCUCCAAGAAACCUUCCGCGCCUUUUCCGCUAGUCCGUGGGGUACCCGAAUCGGAGGACUCUGGGACAAUGUACGCAAGCAGGGAGAAAGCUACUACGAAGGAGCUCAAAAGGAAUACACUGCUGCUAGCGAGGAAGCAGUGAAGGGGUUCUCGGACCUGCGGGACAGCAUUGUUGAUCGCACAAAGGGGCUGUCUCUCAGCACAGUCGGGCUCACAGGUGGCAAUGAAGGACAAAAGGAUGGAGGUACUACACCCACAGCUGCAACAGAAGGAGAGUCCAAGGAACAAUCGCAGGAAGCUGGUGCUAGCGGAGAGGGUUUUAUUUCACGCUUCAAGGCUGAAGCCGCCCGGCGAUUCAAGGAAAUCGAGAAGGCCGAAGAGGCCGCCGACGAAGCAAUCAUGCGGUUUGGCCUGAAUAUUAGCCAGAAGCUGCGCGAGGCUGUGAGCAUUGUUCCACCGGAGACUGAUGAUUCUGGCAAGCUUCUCUUCGAGAGUAAGGACGCCGACGGCAAGCGAGUCAUUCAUGCGACUCGGUUCGAGGCCCAGCUCCACGUCAUCCACUCCAACCUGGACAGUUUCACCAUAGACCCUGUUAGCGACAAGUUUCCCGAGUUUAAGGAGAAUUUCAACGUCGAAAGCAAAACCGAUGAAAUCGCCACCGAUUUGCAGAAGUACCCCGAGCUGCGAUCGGCCAUGGAGAAGCUUGUCCCGGAGCAGGUGGAGUAUGCAGAGUUCUGGACUCGUUACUAUUUCCUUCGUCUCGUCAUUGAGACGGAGGAGAAGAAACGCAAGGAGCUUCUGAAAGGCGCUAAUGCUGAAGAUGAAGAAGAAGUUGGCUGGGAUGAUGACUCCGGGACCGAGUCCGAAUCCCCCUCCACUCCCCAGGUUCGCGCUGGCAAUCAGAAUCUCGCCGCCAAGGAUAUUCGGAAGGCUGAGCCUCGCCGAUCCAAUGACCAGCACUCCCAGGCUGACAGUGAAUCAAGCUACGAUGUCGUGAGCGGGACUGCCAGCCGGACUCCUGGGAGCCCCAAAGAGAAGAGCCCGACUACCCACGCCAAGGCGGUUGACAGUGAUGAGGAUUGGGAAUAA